CUCCUGACUCACAAAACAUAAGAGGCAUAGUGACAGAAGCGUUCAUUUACUACUCAUCCAUGGCGGUCCAGGCUUGGUUCAAGGACGAUUUCGAUGAAGAUCCAAGGCUUCCUCACUAUCGAAACCCCGAUGAAUUUGUGUCUAUGGACCAAUUGGCAGAAUUGGGAGUGCUGCACUGGAAGCUGAAUCCAAACGACUACGAGAACGAUGAAGAGUUGCGGAAGAUUCGAGAGACGAGGGGAUACAAUUACAUGGAUCUGCUGGAUUUAUGCCCAGAAAAAGUGGAAAAUUACAAGGAGAAGUUGAAGAUCUUCUAUACGGAGCACAUUCAUCAGGACGAAGAGAUUCGAUAUUGCUUGGAAGGGAGUGGAUAUUUUGAUGUGAGAGGCAAACAAGACCGUUGGAUCCGCAUUUUGGUCAAGCCAGGUGAUCUUAUCAUCUUGCCUGCUGGAAUCUACCAUCGCUUCACUCUUGACACUAGCAACUAUGUGAAGUUAAUGAGGCUGUUUAGGGGAGAUCCAGUAUGGACAUCAUACAAUCGGCCCCAGGAAGAUCACCCUGCCAGAAAGGAAUAUCUUCAAAGCUUUCUGAAAACUGGUGUGCCACUUGAAGCCCAUUAGGACUCUUUCAUUUCAUCUCUCUCUCUCUCUCUCUCUCUCUCUCUAUAUAUAUAUAUAUAUAUAUGUGUGUGUUUGUUUUGUGUGUGUGUGUGUGUGGUGGGCGUCCUAGAGAUAAUCCAUGUAUGAACCUUAUUAAGCGCUGUUGUUAUUGAGAUGAAACUCUGUUUGAACAAAUUUAAGAGCUCUCUCUUUGGACCUAUGAACAUUGCUGUCUUGAGAUUGUGUUUGUGUAAACUAAUCUGAAUUGAGAUGCGA
Messenger RNA from Prosopis cineraria, 875 nucleotides. Its product is annotated as acireductone dioxygenase 1. The record is from RefSeq and is a predicted model, not a curated record. NCBI's taxonomy places the organism in Eukaryota, Viridiplantae, Streptophyta, Magnoliopsida, Fabales, Fabaceae. Bases 60 to 620 code for a protein of 186 amino acids. Gene Ontology annotation, molecular function: acireductone dioxygenase [iron(II)-requiring] activity. The transcript is spliced from 5 exons.